AUGGCAGGACCUAGUGGUGAUAAGUGCAGCUGCUCAGAGAAUCGCAGUGAUGACCCUCCACCUCUGAGUAUUACACUGAAGAAGACAAGAGAUCUGCCGAAGAAGGUGAAACAUUGGAACAUAGACCAUCGUCCAGUUGACAUUCUGCUUUUGACUGUGGAGUAUUGCGAGUUCUUAGCUUGUUAUCAUUACCUGAGAGAUUCCUAUAAAAGCUAUGAGAAAUCCAUUGGGUAUGUGUACUUUGGAAAGAUGGGUGACGAUGAAGAUGAGGCACUGAAAGUUGCUUUAGUGAAGUGUUCUAAAGAAUUCUUGGAUCCUGGAGGUUCUCAAACUGCUGCUAAGAAUGCCGUCACACUCCUGAGACCCAAGGCUACCUUUUUGGUUGGUUUCUGCUACAGUUCGAAUCCUGACAAAGCCCAGCUGGGAGAUGUGGUGAUAUCCUCAAAGCUUACAACAGAUUUUCACAAAACCCCAGUAAGUAGGGAUGUUGGUAACCUUGUCAGAAGUGCAGCUGAUGGAUGGGAAGCGCCAUUAGAAAACCCAGAAACACGUGAAGUCAAUGUACGUGAUGGAGAGAUUUUGAGUUGCUCUAAUCUGAUUGAUGCUGAACAGCAGUGUCAAUCACACCCUGGGGCAAUUGCUGUUGAAAUGGAAGGAAAAGGCCUGUUUGCAGCAGCUCAUGACAUGAAGAUGGAGUGGCUUGUCAUUAAAGGUGUUUGUGGUUUUGUACAUGGUGUUGCUUCUACAAAGGAUCCAUGGAAGACUUUUGCUUGUGUCAUGGCAGCUUCUGUUGUAUCCAACAUGUUGAAUAACUCUUUUGUGUUUGGAGACUGGCCUCAUUACGGAG
This is a messenger RNA of Pocillopora verrucosa, 847 nucleotides long. The record is from RefSeq and is a predicted model, not a curated record. NCBI's taxonomy places the organism in Eukaryota, Metazoa, Cnidaria, Anthozoa, Scleractinia, Pocilloporidae.